Molecule: messenger RNA, 4425 nt
Organism: Saccharomyces kudriavzevii IFO 1802
Lineage: Eukaryota; Fungi; Ascomycota; Saccharomycetes; Saccharomycetales; Saccharomycetaceae
Gene: YPK9
Product: putative acid anhydride hydrolase
Exons: 1
Coding region: 1-4425 (1474 amino acids)
Biological process (GO): intracellular calcium ion homeostasis
Cellular component (GO): membrane
Molecular function (GO): ATP hydrolysis activity; ATP binding; P-type ion transporter activity
Source: RefSeq, a predicted model, not a curated record
AUGGAUAUUCCUUCCUCAGAUACAAAUUCUAAUGGUCAAAGGAUCGAUAGGGAUCGAAGAAACCCGAGGGCUUCCUUCUCUUCUACAGCGACCACUUCUACGGCAACGACGUUGACUUCGGCCAUGGUCUUGGACCAGAACAAUUCAGAGCCGUAUGCAGGCGCAACAUUCGAAGCUGUGCCAAGCUCCAUCGUAUCAUUCCACCACCCACAUUCUUUUCAAUCAAGCAACCUUCUGAGUCCGCGUUUGUCGGAAAACCUGGGAAACCUCGAGCAAAGAGGUCGCCGGUUGACUGAAUCAGACCCUCUAGUGCUAUCCUCGGCUGGACAAUCAAGAAGCUCUUCUAGAAACCCCUCUCAUUUUCGAUUUUUUACUCAAGAACAAAUAUCUAACGCUGAAGGUGCUUCUACAUUAGAGAAUACAGACUAUGAUACAGUAUGGGAUGCCGCCCCUGCCUAUGAACAGGAUAGAAUCUAUGGUACCGGUCCAUCCUCCAGACGCUCUUCCAUGCGAAGUUUUUCCAGAGGUUCAUCCAUCUCAAAUGCAAAAUCUUAUAGGUCCUUCAGUAGAAGGGGCCGCUCUGGUUCAAGAGCUCCGCAGAUAUCAGCGGAAAAUCCCGACGCUGGAUCCGUUUAUCAUUCCACCACGCAUUCGUCUUCCAGUUUAUCGAGAUAUACCACUAGAGAAAGGAUUCCCAUUGAAUUAGAAAGUCAAACGGAUGAAAUCUUGGAAGACAGAUCCUCCACACAUUCCUUAGAAUCCUCGAAUAGUAGGCGAUCUUCAAGCGAAAACAACAGGGGAAGUGUUUCUGGUCAUGAUGACGUUCAUAAUCAACAUAGCGAAUAUUUGAAACCUGAUUACCAUGAAAAAUUUUAUCCUCAGUAUGUGCCUGACCUACAUUAUCAAAGGUUUUACAUUGCGGAAGAGGACUUGGUGAUUGGUAUCGCCGCUUACGAAACCUCCAAAUUCUGGCACAUUAUUUACAACCUAUGCUGUCUAUUGUCUUUUGGUUUAGUCUACCUUUUCAUGCGAUGGCUUCCCCAUCUGAGGGUGCGAUUUUACGGCGUAAAGGUACCCCUAGCUAAGGCAGAAUGGGUUGUGAUAGAAAAUGAAUUUGGCGAAUUUACCAUACAACCGAUUGAUAGACAGUGGUAUAAUAGACCAAUAAGCACAGUGCUACCUUUUGAAAACUACUCUAAUCCGCUAGACGAAAACAAUUAUAUGUCUUUUAGUCACCAUCAUGCCAAUGAAGUCAAUCCGAAUAUACCCAUCUUAAUUACCUUUGAAUACAGAUAUAUCAAGUUCAUAUAUUCGCCGCUCGAUGACCUGUUUAAGACUAACAAUAAUUGGACAGACCCUGAUUGGGUGGAUUUAAGUACUAUGUCGAAUGGGCUGACUAAGGGUGUACAAGAAGAUAGAGAACUCGCAUUUGGUAAAAACCAAAUCAAUUUAAGGAUGAAGACUACUUCAGAAGUUCUAUUUAACGAAGUGUUGCAUCCGUUUUACGUCUUUCAAGUGUUUUCCAUAGUGCUGUGGGGAAUAGACGAAUACUAUUACUACGCCGCAUGUAUUUUUUUGAUUUCUGUGCUGUCUAUUUUUGAUUCAUUGAAUGAACAGAAGAAGAUAUCCAGGAAUCUGGCUGAAAUGUCGCACUUCCAUUGUGAUGUUCGUGUCUUAAGAGAUAAAUUCUGGACAAGCAUCAGCUCAUCCGAAUUGGUGCCAGGGGAUGUAUAUGAAGUAUCAGAUCCAAAUAUAACAAUUUUGCCUUGUGAUUCAAUUCUUUUAUCCAGCGAUUGUAUAGUCAACGAGUCCAUGCUAACAGGUGAAUCUGUGCCCGUUUCGAAAUUCUCCGCCACACAGGAGACAAUGUAUCAAUUGUGUGAUGACUUCCAAAGUACUCAGAUAUCGAGUUUCGUUUCCAAAUCCUUUUUGUAUAAUGGUACGAAUAUAAUAAGAGCUAGGAUUGCCCCAGGACAAACUGCUGCUUUAGCAAUGGUUGUAAGAACAGGAUUUUCAACAACAAAGGGUUCUUUGGUUCGUUCCAUGGUAUUUCCUAAACCGACUGGCUUCAAAUUUUAUAGGGAUUCCUUCAAAUAUAUUGGCUUCAUGUCCCUCAUUGCCAUUUUUGGUUUUUGCAUUAGCUGCAUUCAGUUUGUUAAACUUGGUUUAGAUAGGAGAACAAUGAUAUUAAGAGCUUUAGAUAUCAUAACAAUAGUAGUGCCACCAGCUCUGCCAGCCACCUUAACCAUUGGUACGAAUUUUGCUUUAAGCAGAUUGAAGGAAAAAGGGAUAUUUUGUAUUUCUCCAACAAGGCUUAACAUUGGUGGCAAAAUCGAUGUUAUGUGUUUUGACAAAACUGGGACACUUACAGAAGAUGGACUAGACGUGUUAGGGAUCCAAAUAUCGCAUGCAGCUGGAGUAGGAGGUCAGAAGUUCGGGCAAUUAUUGAGCGAUGUUCGCCAAGUAUUUCCCAAGUUUUCCUUAAACGAUUGUAGUUCUCCGCUAGAUUUUAAAUCCAGGAACUUUUUCAUGUCACUAUUAACAUGUCAUUCAUUGAGGUCCGUCGACGGGAAGCUACUUGGUGAUCCGUUAGACUUCAAAAUGUUUCAAUUUACCGGCUGGUCAUUUGAAGAGGACUUCCAAAAGCACACAUUUCAUUCGUUAUAUGACGAAAGACAUGAAGGAGAUAUUUUUCCAGAAAAUUCCGAUAUUAUUCCUGCGGUAGUUCACCCCGAUGGUAAUAAUCCGGAAAAUACGUUUACUGAUAAUGAUCCUAAUAAUUUUCUGGGGGUUGUGAGAAGCUUUGAAUUUUUGUCUGAAUUGAGGCGCAUGAGCGUUAUUGUUAAAACAAAUAAUGAAGAUGUAUAUUGGUCGUUUACUAAAGGUGCGCCAGAAGUGAUUUCUGAAAUAUGUAAUAAAUCAACUUUACCGGCCGAUUUCGAAGAAGUACUACGUGGCUACACUCAUAAUGGCUAUAGAGUCAUUGCAUGUGCUGGGAAAACCUUACCAAAAAGAACCUGGUUAUAUUCUCAGAAAGUAUCUAGGGAAGAUGUUGAAUCAAAUUUGGAAUUUUUAGGUUUCAUUAUAUUCCAAAAUAAAUUGAAGAAGGAAACUUCAAAAACUCUAAAAAAUUUGGAAGAUGCGAAUAUCAGGACGAUAAUGUGUACAGGUGAUAACAUACUUACUGCUAUUUCUGUAGGUAGAGAGGCAGGUCUGAUACAAUGCUCCCGUGUUUAUGUUCCAUCUAUUAAUGAUACACCUUUACCUGGCGAGACUAUAAUAAUAUGGAGAGAUGUCAAUGAACCUGACAACAUUUUGGAUACGAAGACUCUGAAGCCUGUUAGUGUGGGCAAUAAUGUCGAGAGUCUGUAUGGAAAUGAUUAUACUCUCGCAGUUAGUGGUGACGUUUUUAGAUUACUGUUCAGAGAUGAAAAUGAGAUACCUGAAUCGUAUUUAAACGAAAUUUUGUUGAAUUCAUCCAUAUAUGCAAGAAUGUCACCCGAUGAAAAACAUGAACUAAUGAUACAAUUGCAGAAACUGGAUUAUACGGUUGGUUUCUGUGGUGACGGUGCAAAUGAUUGCGGUGCUUUGAAGGCAGCAGAUGUGGGUAUUUCUCUCUCAGAAGCGGAAGCGUCGGUUGCCGCUCCGUUCACUUCAAAGAUAUUCAAUAUUAGCUGCGUACUUGAUGUCAUCAGAGAAGGUCGUGCUGCGUUAGUCACAUCUUUUGCAUGCUUUCAAUACAUGAGUUUGUAUUCAGCCAUACAAUUCAUUACUAUUACUAUACUCUACAGUCGUGGUUCUAAUCUGGGGGAUUUCCAAUUCUUGUACAUUGAUUUGUUAUUAAUUGUUCCAAUCGCAAUUUGCAUGUCUUGGUCCAAAUCCUAUGAAAAGAUAGCUAAAAAGAGGCCAUCAGCCAACCUAGUUUCGCCUAAGAUCUUGGUUCCCCUUUUGGUCAGUGUACUUUUAGUUUUCUUAUUCCAAUUAAUUCCAUGGUUAAUCGUGCAAAAGAUGAGUUGGUACAUCAAACCCAUCGUUGGGGGUGACGAUGCGGUGCAGUCUUCAGAUAAUACUGUUUUAUUCUUUGUCUCGAACUUCCAAUAUAUUCUGACUGCUAUAGUCCUAUCCGUUGGGCCACCAUACAGAGAACCAAUGUCAAAGAAUUUUGAAUUCAUCGUAGAUAUUGUGGCCUCUAUUUUUGUGAGUAUGUUAUUAAUGACUCUGAAUCCGGAAUCGUACUUUGGUGAGAAAUUACAAUUGACCCCUGUAUCCAGUAAGUUCACCAUAUUUAUCAUUGUAUGGGUGAUACUAAAUUAUUACGCUCAACUGUAUAUACCGCCAUCGACAAAAGGUUGGUUGAAGAAGAAAAAGAGUAGUAAAAAGUAUAAACUACUAAUACAAGAACAAGAGAAACUAACAGACGUUUAA